This is a messenger RNA of Aspergillus lentulus, 1602 nucleotides long. RefSeq lists its product as uncharacterized. The record is from RefSeq and is a predicted model, not a curated record. Lineage: Eukaryota; Fungi; Ascomycota; Eurotiomycetes; Eurotiales; Aspergillaceae. Gene Ontology annotation, molecular function: iron ion binding; monooxygenase activity; heme binding.
AUGCUGGCAGAUUUGAUCCAAGGCAGUGGCCUACUUCCUAUCCUGAUAGGUGCUGUGGUCACCAUCCUCCUAUCUUACAUUCUCGCCUGGACAAUACGAGCAUCACCACUGCACCAUGUUCCUGGGCCGUGGUUGAAUAGAUAUUUUGGCGUUAGCAUCGCCCUUGCUGACAUACGGGGGCGCCGUGGCCAGCAGUGCCUUGCAUGGCAUCAACAAUACGGCCCAAUCGCCCGUAUUGCGCCGAACCAGGUUUCCAUUGCCUCGUUGACAGCUAUCCACGAGAUCUAUAGCUCCACCAGUCGCGCCGACAAGAGUGCCUUCUUUAACAACUUCGUCGCAUUUGACAGCCGGUCGGUCUUCACGACCCUUUCCUUUCCAGACCACAAGCGCAAACGCGCCGUCGUCUCCGCGUUCUUCCAAGGCUCAAAUAUCUACGGGCAACCGGCCAUUGAGUCCUUCAUCCGCAGCCAUGCGUUUGCCAUCUUGCACCAGAUCGAGGGAAGCGUUCAAGGAGAAAAACCGAUCGAGUUCUACCCACUUGCCGACUGGUAUGCAUUCGAUAAUAUCACCAUGCUUGUCUUUGGUUCUUUGCAUGCAUCUGCAGCUACCAAGCGGCCAUGCGAAGAGCGCGGGAUCUUGCGCAACCUGAAGCGAGCUCAAGCAUGGGCCCCCAUCCGCCAACGCUUUCCAUGGCUAAUCCGACUUGUGAAGAUCGUCACCAGUGUCUCUGGGGGGGAUACGGCCCGAUUUGAUGCGGAAAGGCAUCUGGCUCGAUGGACGUAUGACCGCACGCUGCGCACGCUACAUGAUCAUCGCUGUCUGGUUGGGUUUGACUGUCUAGUCGUCUAUUUGGCUAGAAAGCUGGGACUCGACCUCGGACCAGGCAGUCUGCAGGAGUCCCACGGCAACCCUGCCCAUGAAUCGAUACAGUAUAUUGCAGCAGAAGCUCUGGACAACAUCAACGCAGCAGAGGCAUCGGUUGCCGCAACGAUUACCUAUAUGAUUUGGUAUAUCAGUACCCAUCCUGAAUGGCAGCAGAGACUCCGAACAGAACUUCUGGCACUGUCGGUAAAGGCGGACGGCCUGCCAAGCUUUAGCGAUAUCGAUCGUGCUCCCAUCCUUGAUGCGUGUCUUAAAGAAGUGUAUCGCCUGAAGCCGGCCAGUGGCGGGCGUGCCGAGCGUGUCAUCCCCGCUGGCGGCUGCGUUGGAUCAAACGUAUAUCUCCCGGAAAAGACGGUUGUUGUCGCUUCGAUUGCCGCUGUUCACACCGAUCCUAGCUUGUUUCCCGAUGCAUUCAAAUUUUGCCCUUCGCGAUGGCUGCAGAAGGAUGAGGCUACAAGGGCCCGCCUGAAUGCAUCCAUUAUGCCGUUUGGAUAUGGGGCACGGGUUUGUCUGGGCAAGGUAAUGGCGAACAUGGAGAUCAAACUCCUGCUGGCCGCGAUUCUUCUGCGGUACGAAAUUGCCCCCGCUGGAGCACAGACGGGCAUAUGGAUGAAGCAGGCUGCUGCACGGGAUGGGGUCCGGAGUGGGCUCAAGGGAGAGUUUCAUUUCCGACAUUUGCCUGCGCAGGGUCGCCAGGUCGCCAAGAAUGAGGUGAUGUAG